GAUCUGUUUUGAUUUCAUUUUGAAUCGGACUGGUUAGGGUUUUUACUCUCGUCCCUGCUUUCUUCUCGGCAAUCACGAAGUUCGUCGCGCGAGAAACCGGUGGGCGUGUGCAGCUUGGCCUGUUGGGUUCGACUCUUAGCCCACCCGUGAGCGCUCCUUCGCCUACUUCUCACGGCGCCUCUUCUCUGCAAGACGCUGCCGGCCGCCGUCUGUCUGAUCGCGCGCCGGCCGCUGGCGCAUCCUUGCGGGCCAAAGAGUUGCGGUCGCUUCCGCGGACCAAAUGCGUUUUCGUAGCUGCCUCCGACAUCAUUCUCCGGCAGCACCUCGCCGGAGUCAGAGUAGAGACCUCUGACGUAAAUUCAUUGGAUGCUUGCUGUUGAAUGUUCUGUGACAGCUUGUGGCAUAUUGGGAGCAUGUCUAAUAUCAUCUUGCGUGAUGUAGCACAGGCUGAAACUAGUAAUAGUUUCAUCAGUAAGCUUCACUCCAGCAUUUCAAAUGGCCUUCCUCAUGCAGAACCAGUUCUUACAUUCAAAAUAGAUGAGAGGGAACUGGUUCAAGGCAUACUACAAAUGCUCCAGGGGUUCUCAAGUUCUUCCUUUUACUGGGAUGAACAUAAACAAGAAUAUUGCCUGAAAAAUGGGAUUUAUGUGACACAUCUAUCAUAUACUAGUCUGUAUAAUACUCUGAGCCAGUUUUUGUUUGCUGGCACAUGCUUGAAGCAAGUUGAGAUACAUGUUCAAAAGGUGCAAUCUACAAAUUUCAGUGUCCCUACCCUCAAAGCUUUUGCCAAUUCUGCUUCUUCGUGGCUUAAGAGGUUGCGAGAUGUUGUUUUGAAGGAAGAAGUCAAUGUUGGUGGUUCAGAUUCAGGAGCUAAAGCCACUCUCCUGGGAUUGACUGAUUCUUUGUCAAGUAUCCAUGCAGGAGCAGAGCUCCUUCAUCAAAUUGUCUAUGGAGCAAUCCCCAGAGCAUAUCAUCACACAUCACCAUCUGCAAGUGAAUUGACAGUUCAUAUUCUCGAUUAUCUUUUCAAAAAGUUGAAUGAAUUCUGUCUUGUUGAAGGUGGCAAGGAGGAGGCUUACCUUAUGCUGCUUUUCUUCUUCACGGAAAGCUUGUUGCCAUAUCUAGAGGGGCUUGACUCAUGGCUAUAUGAUGGAAUUCUUGAUGAUGCUUUUGAAGAGAUGUAUUUUUAUGCAAAUAAUGAAGUCAGCAUUGACCAACCUGCCUUUUGGGAGAUGAGCUAUCUUCUUAGAUGGGGAAGAUGGAGGAAAGCAAAAUCUGACAAUGUCCCAGAGUUGUUAACCGAGUACGAGUCAAGUACAAAAAUGAGAAACAAAAUGAGUGAGCAAGAGCGUGUUCUAGGAUUUACUUCACAAGGGAGAGACCAAGCUGAUAUUGAUAACAUAGUCUGUCCUAUAUUUCUGAAGGACAUAGCUAAGUCCAUUGUAUCUGCUGGAAAAUCUUUGCAAUUGGUGAGACACGUUCAACGUGACCACAUUGUUUCAUUAGACAACAACAAUGAGUCUGAGCAAUAUAAACGUAUGCUAUCAAAGGGGUUUGAGUUGGGCUCUCAAAUUUGUGAGCAUCAAAACCAAUGCAGCAAUCUUGAGGAAUGCAUGUCAUUUUAUGAAAAUAACCAUGCACGGGUUAUGGGAUUUUUGACUUUGCCAGAGGUCUUCCUAGUCUCGUUGGUUGGCUUGUUAGUUGAUGGUGAUCAUGCUUACAGGUGUUUAUGGUCUGCUGAUAUUGCUCGAGAAUACAAGACUCUGAUAUUGGGAUGUAAUUUAGAAGGAAGAAGCCAAGAGGGUCUAAGCACUAAAUUUGCCUGUGAUAAAGUAUGGAAAAAGUUUUUAGCUGAUGUUGUAUUUAGGAGGAUACUUGGGGACAGUGAUAGAGAGGAUUAUAAUGAAUGCAAAAUAAGCUUUUCCGCAUCCCCUUUUGAUCCAGAAAGAUCAGAAAAGGCUACAAAAUUACACAGAAACCACUUGCAAGAUCUUGAAGCUGCUAGUUCAUUAGGAAAGAGUAUAUUUUACUCUUUGUGCCCUGGCAAUCCAGUGAUAACUGUUAGCAGGGAAAUUCUGAGACAGAACUUGUCCUCUUGGGAUGAACUUAACAUAUCAAAAGAUUUCUAUCUUCCACCAAUUAACGAUGAAAGUUUACGUGAGGACAUCUUUGGUGAUAAGGAUCUUGGUGCAAGGCUGGAUAGUGAUUCAUUAAGAUGCCCUAGAUUUGAUAGAACUGACUAUGCACUUGGUCUUCAAUUUGAUGGACGAGAACACAUACACAAACAAGACGAUCAAAGGAGUUUGGAAAAUUUAUAUGCGUUUCCUACCAUUCUUCCUUUUUUCCAGGAAAAUUCUGAUGUAUCGGAUCUUCUGCCUUUUCAAAGGAAUAGUACCCUCGCAUCAAAAAUUCUCAGAUGGUUUCAAGUUAAUAAAACCAAGUACACACUUCACCCUGCAGUUAUCAUCCAAGAAUGCCUUGUUGCUUAUAUCAUGAAGCAGGUAGUUCAUGUUGGUAAACAAAUGUUGUCGAGGCUAAUGAAUGAUUGGAAAUUAAUGAAUGAGCUUGGUGUUCUUCAUGCUAUAUAUUUAUUAGGCUCAGGUGAUUUGUUGCAGCAUUUCCUUGUAGUAACUUUUAGCAAGUUGGAUAAGGGAGACAUCUGUGAUGAUGACUUUGAGUUGAAUGCCAUAUUGCAGGAAUCAAUUAGAAAUUCAUCUGAUGGUGCUCUUCUUAGCACACCAGACUCUUUGGUUGUAUCUCUGGCAAAUUCUGAUUAUGAGGAAACUGAAGGGGGAAAUCUCUCAAAUUCACGAAUGACACAGAAUCAAUGUUUUGGCAUUAAUGCACUAGAUAUGCUCAAUUUCAGUUACAAGGUCUCUUGGCCACUAGACUUGAUAGUUAAUAUGGAGGCGCUUAAGAGAUAUAAUCAGGUUAUGGGUUUCUUACUAAAGGUCAAACGUGCGAAGUAUGUUCUUGAUAGAACUCGAAAAUGGAUGUGGAAGGGCAGAGGAGCCACCACAAGCAAUUACAAGCAUCAUUUGUUAGUAGAACAGAAGCUCCUCCAUUUUGUCAAUGCGUUUCAUCAGUAUGUCAUGGAUCAGGUUUUGCACACUGCAUGGUCUGAACUUUGCGUUGGAAUGGCAUCUGCUGGUUCCCUUGAUGAAGUUAUAGAAGUUCAUGAUGCUUACCUCUUGUCUAUUCAACGUCAAUGCUUUGUUGCUUCAGAUAAGCUUUGGGCACUGAUAGCGAGUCGAGUUAAGACCAUUCUUGGAUUGGCACUUGACUUUCACACGAUACAGCAAACACUUAGCAGCGGUGGAGCAGCUUCUGCAAUCAAAGCAAGAUGUGAAAUGGAAGUGGAUCGGAUUGAGAAACAAUUUGAUGAUUGUGUUGCCUUUCUUCUGAGGAUCCUCUCCUUUAAGCUUAAUGUUGGGCAUUUCCCCCAUCUGGCAGACUUGGUGACUAGAAUUAACUACAAUUACUUCUACAUGUCUGACAGUGGAAACCUUCUGACUGUACCUAGUUUUGACGCUUCUGCCAAACCAGGAAAGUCCGCUAUGUUCAGAGACUGAUUGUGUUGCAUAAUGAUGCAGUUUUACUUCCAUUUAUCGGAUAAUUGCUUCAAAAGACUUGGGAUUGAAGAGUUCCACUUGUCGCAGAUCAAUUAAUUUGUCACUACUAAUAUCCUUUUCAUGCUUGUACAGUUGUGUCUAGAUGACGAUCUGUAGAAAGGUAUGAUUUAUUUGUUCCUUAAUUUACCCACUUAAUUUAUGAUGAAAAUUGUGCUUCUUUUGUUGGGAUUUCACAUGAACAUGAUUGUGUUAUGUAUUGCGUUGCAAUUCA
Zingiber officinale is the source of this 3843-nucleotide messenger RNA. Its product is annotated as gamma-tubulin complex component 5-like. Lineage: Eukaryota; Viridiplantae; Streptophyta; Magnoliopsida; Zingiberales; Zingiberaceae. The record is from RefSeq and is a predicted model, not a curated record. The transcript has 17 exons. The coding region runs from base 381 to 3572 and encodes 1063 amino acids. Gene Ontology annotation, molecular function: gamma-tubulin binding; microtubule minus-end binding. Gene Ontology annotation, biological process: cytoplasmic microtubule organization; mitotic cell cycle; meiotic cell cycle. Gene Ontology annotation, cellular component: spindle pole; gamma-tubulin complex; centrosome.